Messenger RNA from Apis cerana (Asiatic honeybee), 3296 nucleotides. RefSeq names its product homeobox protein Msx (gene Msx). Gene Ontology annotation, cellular component: nucleus. Gene Ontology annotation, molecular function: RNA polymerase II transcription regulatory region sequence-specific DNA binding; DNA-binding transcription factor activity, RNA polymerase II-specific. The record is from RefSeq and is a predicted model, not a curated record. NCBI's taxonomy places the organism in Eukaryota, Metazoa, Arthropoda, Insecta, Hymenoptera, Apidae. Gene Ontology annotation, biological process: regulation of transcription by RNA polymerase II; embryonic morphogenesis.
GGACACGGUACCGGUUGCACGGGUCUCGCGGGGGCGGCGCGCCACGGCGGCAAGCACCGCGACGCCGGCCGCCACCGAGCAGAGAGAGAACGCCUCGGCCUGAGCCGAGCUGGUAAUCAGUGUCGUUUCCGCGCCAGCACUGGCCACCACGCGGCAGAUUACGCAGAUUACGCACGCUCUGCACACCCCCCGCGCGUACCCCGCCGCGACGAGAUCCCGGAUUGUGACAGUGCGACGGGCCUGCGUACCCCGGCCGUUUGUGCCCACCGAUUUUCGAGUUAAACGCUCGAAACUCGACUCGAGGAAGGAGGAGGAAACGGGUGUGCAAGAACUGGAGGAAAGGAGGCGUCGGGAUUGGAGAGGUACAGUUACGGUUAAGAGGAGUUGGGUCGAAUCGUCAUGCCGAUUGCCUCGUAGAGAAACUGUUCCCCGACUUAAAUGGGGGGAUCCGCCGGCUCGCUCGAUCCACGGCGGAUUCCGGGAAUAACGGGCCCGGGAGUGGUCGCACGGAAUGCCAACCGCGAUGAUACCGUGAUGGUGAUCACCUAGUCGGGGCGACGCUGCUACGAUGACGCGGUUACCCGUUGCCUCCAAGUUUCGCAUCGGUGUGGAGGGAUAAGUUUCGGGCGUGACAGUGAGAAUCGCGAGAUUAAGUGACCGAUUGAGUGAGAACAGGUGACUGAACUCGAAUACGUCGCUCGUGAAUCGAGAGGAGGGAAAGGGGAGAGAAAACAAUACGGAAUGAGUGGCGGCGAGGGCGUGGUGGCGGGCCAGGGAGCCGGGAACGAUCGUCUGUGCGAGGACGUCGACAUGGCAACUUCGACGUCCGCCUCCUCGAAUUUGAAGCCGCGCAGCGGCAAGAUCAGCUUCAGCGUUGACUCUCUGCUGAGCGACAUGAAGAAGACCGGGGGCCCGUUCGCGAGACGAGAGAACGAGGAUCGGAUGGAGAGCGAGAAGAGCCUGGACGUGGAGGCGAGGUAUCGCGAGCUGCUGCUGGAGCAGCAGAGGCUGCAGAGCAGAGAGCUGUUGGCCAGGCUGAGCCCGCACGGGCUCGCGUUCGCGAAUCACCACCACCACCACCACCACCACCACCACCACCAUAAUCAGCCGUCGAGCAGGCCGGAGCAGGAUCAGCACCCGUCGGCCGGCCGUCAAGAGAUCCUCACCGUGAAGGAUUUCUCGAGGACGACGGGAGGCCACCACGACAAGUCCUCGUCCCCGAUCAGAAUAGAGCAGGAGGCGCAGAGGGAACGGGACGACCGGCGAUUGUCCUCGGGCUCGCCCGGGAGCAGGAGCCUCGUCGUCGAGUCGUCGAUGAUCCAGAGGGAGGAGGACGAGAGGAUGGAGAGGAUCGGGGACCCGCGUUCCGUGUCACCUGCGAGCAGACGGGAGAUGAUGGACGACAGGAGCGAUUCGGAGGCGAAUCGCUCGCUGGAAGGGGACAGGGCCGAUCACCUCGAUCUCGAGGACCAAAGCGAGAUAAGGAGCGUGGCCCACUCGGAGGAUUUGAACGUGAUGGACUCGGACUGCGAGCUGGAGAGGGAGGUGGACAACGGGCAGGAGAAGGAGGAGAAGUCGAGCCCCGUAGUGCCUCAGCCGAUCCACCCGGGGGUUCAGAGGCCCUCUCAGGGGCCCCCUUACCUCCCCGCCGCCCCCGGCGCCCCCGGAUGGAAUCCCGCGGGAUUCCCGCAUUCCCUCGCGGGGUUCGCGUGGCUGCCCCCACCCCCGCACCCGCACAACCCGCACGGACACCUGUACACGCCUCACGGGGGGCCCACUAGUCCGAACGGCGAUCUGAGGCUGCCGGGGCCGGGGCCAGGCCCGGUCAGGUGCACCCUGAGGAAGCACAAGCCGAAUCGCAAGCCGAGGACGCCGUUCACCACGCAGCAGCUGCUCUCCCUGGAGAAAAAGUUUCGCGAAAAGCAGUACCUAACCAUCGCCGAACGAGCGGAAUUCUCGUCGUCCCUUCACCUUACGGAAACGCAGGUGAAAAUAUGGUUCCAGAACAGGCGAGCCAAGGCGAAGCGUCUCCAAGAGGCGGAAAUCGAGAAGCUGAGGUUGUCCGCGAGGCCGUUGUUGCACCCGAGUUUCGGCUCUGGGCUAAUGUUCUCCGGAGUGGGGCCACCUGGGACACCAGGAGUGCCUCCCUUCAUCGCGGCGGCCAUGGCUAGGCACACCCAUGUCGCCGCCGCGGCGGCCAUGUUCAUGGGGCCCCCUGGACACAGGCCUUAAUAAGGGAGAGGCGAGCCGCGCGGGCCCGAGUGUCGCUCGUAUCCUGGCCAGUCUUCUGGCCUCUUCCUGGGCUGGCAUACGACGACUUGAAAACUUGUCCCAACGAAAAGUGACCGCGCAGCUUGGACAUUUUCUCGAAUCUGCGGGUGUGAGGAAUUAAAGGAAACUUUGAAAAGGGGCGUCGAGAAAUAUUUAACUCGAUGGUGAUUCGAAGGUGAAGACGAAGCUCGAGACGACAAGAUUCGUGGUUGGAGAGUCGGGUAAAUCGACGGCGACUUUAACUGCCUUCUUCUUUCACCGCGAAGAGAUUUGGAAAUUUGUGAAACGUGCUCGAAACUUCCCUCCCCCCAUCCUUUUAUUUUUCUACGUUCGCGAAUUUUAUCGACCGGAUAAGAUGGAAUUUCAACGAUGAUCGCUCGAGGCAUUUAUAGAAAGCAUUUCAAGCCGUUGAUCUCAUCAUGAAAACUCGUUAUUAUCUCCAGGUUACGAUUUGUAUUGUGUACAUAUUGUAAAUAGAUUCUCUAUCCGCGUAUAAGUGUGUACGUAUGUAUAUAUAAAUAUUAAUAUAUCGACACGCGUGUACAGGAUCGGCGAAAUCGAGGAAUUUUCGUCAAAAUGGACUUCGACUGUUGUUAACCCCCUCGUUUCGGCUCGUUUCUACUUAACGUAUAUUAAAUUUACCGGGGUGGGAUAAUCGAGAGAGCGCGAAGAGGAAAUACGAUCUACUUUUACCCACCAGAGAACAGAUGGUAUUCCCCAAAAUCGAUCGAAUCGAGCGUGGUUCGUUCGUUUGAUAGAUAAAACAGAGGAAAGAGAAAGGAAUUUUUUCAAUUCGUCCGUGAUACAAAUUCUUUUCGGCCAGAUUGCGAGAUUUUCCUUUUUCAAAUUCAAAGAGCGUGUACAUACGUGUCCAAGGGACGAGGAAAAAUGUAAAUUCCGAUGUAGGAUCGAGAUUCACACUGCGACGAGGUCCCGGAUGUACCUUAAGCGCCCUGUAUAAAUGUAACAUGAUAAUUUAUCCAUGGAAGUAUACCAUAGCGAAAUAAAAAUGAUUUCAGUAUUUA